GCGGGGCCUCUCCGGCCGCGGUGCUGGGCACCGGUCAGCGCGGCGGUUGGGUGGGGGCGGCCCUGGCUGGCGGUGUAGGGCCCGGACGGAGGGCACCGAGGAGCCACUGGACCAGACGUCCCGCGCCAUGGACGUGUCCGUGCCCGGUGACGCGGUGGCCACGCGGCUCCCGAGCGUCUGCAGCGCGGCUGGGGCCGCUGAGAGGCCGGAUUCCGUCUUUCCCCGCGUUCCCUUAGGUGUCAGCUGGCUCGCGGCUCCCUAGGGCGUCGUGGGCGCCCCUCGCCGCCGCCGGCACAGACCGGGCCGGCGUUCCCGCCGCUGCGGACGGCUGGGCCCCGCCGGCGCCAUGACGAAGCUGCUGGUGGCCAAGCUGCUGUGCACGGCGGGCGUGUUCGUGUUCAUGCUGCUGGGCGCGCUGCUGCCCGUGCGCUUCCUGGAGGCCGACGCGGGCAAGGCGCAGCGCCCGCGGAAGGUGCUGGCGCUGUGCAACAGCUUCGGCGGCGGCGUCUUCCUGGCCACCUGCUUCAACGCCCUGCUGCCGGCCGUGCGGGACAAGCUGCAGCGGGUGCUGAGCCUGGCCCACGUGAGCACCGACUACCCGCUGGCCGAGACCACCAUGCUGCUGGGCUUCUUCCUGACCCUGCUCUUGGAGCAGCUGGUGCUGACCUUCCGCAAGGAGAAGCCGCCCUUCAUCGACCUGGAGACCUUCAACGCGGGCUCGGACGCGGGCAGCGACUCCGAGUACGAGAGCCCCUUCAUGGGGGGCGCGCGGGGCCACGCCCACGGCCCCCGCCUGCGCGCACAGGAGCUGCUGGGCGCCGGCCCCCUGCGCCUGCUCAGCCUGGUGUCGGCGCUGUCGGCGCACUCGGUCUUCGAGGGCCUGGCGCUGGGCCUGCAGGAGGAGGCCGAGCGCGUGGUCAGCCUGUUCGUGGGCGUGGCCGUCCACGAGACGCUGGUGGCCGUGGCGCUGGGCGUCAGCAUGGCCCGGAGCGCUGUGCCGCUGCGGCACGCGGCCAAGCUGGCGGUCACGGUGAGCGCCAUGAUCCCGCUGGGCGUCGGCGCGGGCCUGGGCAUCGAGAGCGCCCGCGGCCUGGCGGGCAGCGUGGUGUCCGUGCUGCUGCAGGGCCUGGCGGGCGGCACCUUCCUCUUCGUCACCUUCCUGGAGAUCCUGGCCAAGGAGCUGGAGGACAAGAGCGACCGCCUGCUCAGGGUCCUCUUCCUGGUGCUGGGCUACGCCGUGCUGGCCGCCAUGGUCUUCCUCAAGUGAUACAAGCAGUGGGCGAGCGCCCUGUCCUGCCCACCUCCGGCUCCCCCGACGGCCCCAGGGACACCAGGAAGCCUGCCCCGAGCUGCCCGCCACCUCUCACCCUGCAGACCACGCUGAGGGCGCCCCCACGCCGCACGGGAGAUGUCUGAGGGACAGCAGCGCCCCCAAGGGACGCAGGCCGCGCCCCGCCUGCCCGUCUCCCGCCGCUGCCCCACCUGAGGGUUCCACCAGCGACUCGGCCCAUCCGGCAACCACUGCCCGCCAGACCACCAGCAUCCUGCCGGACGGCGCCCCCCCCCCCCCCAGCUGUUGUGGCCAGAGGAGCGGUCAGCCAGGUUCCCCACCUCCCAGGGGCCGCAGGGGACCGGGCCGGCCGGCGAGAGGUCAGCACAUCCCUGAUGUCAAAGCGGAGAUGCUGGACGGACGCCGCGGAAGCAGGCCCGGCCGGGGGCCCCCCCACCAGGCCCUGUGCACCCUGUGGCCGUCGGCGCUUCCGCCUGAAUGACUGGGUCCGCACCGCCCACAGCCCGGGCCAGCCUCCGCCCAGGACCGGACGGGAGUCAGCCGCGGAUACCUCGCCAACUCUGCCCCGGGGGCCGCUGGACCACGGGACCUCUGUGUCCACCAGGACAGGGAGUGCUGGCGUGGGGGGUGGGGCAGGGACAGCACCUGUGCGUGCUCAGCUUGGGUAGACGGACAGAGGCUGCGGCGGCCGCCCGGGGCCUGGACGCCUGAGCUGCCAGCCGGGCCACCCCGGAUACAGUGCCCCGGGCUGCACCCAGGCCACCUCCGUCCGCCCAGCUUGCCAGGCCUCCUGUCCUCUGCGGCCGGGCAGGCCCCGGAUGGACCGAGGGCAGGCCCAGGUGCUGCUCGGGCCGCGUAGUUGGCACCACCUGGGCCUGGGGCCCCUGCCCGGUGGGAGGAGCCUCCCUCGGGAGGCCGUGGCCAGCUCUGCACCCCCUGAGGGUGCCCCACAUGGGCACAGGCCACGGUGGCAUUUCCCCCUCGCUCUGGAGCCCGGCCCACGGCUCGGGUCAGCCGUGGUCACGGGUGUUGGCGGCUCUGCCAGGCGGGGACAGGGAGCAGGGGGCACCUGUUCCUGGACCCAGGGAAGCCAGCAGCGGAUAGGACUGUGGCCCCCAGCCCGCGGCACCAUCAGACCUGGCCCGGCCGCCAGGGGCCCACGCCCGCCUGCCGCAGCGCGGGCCACGAACGGGGGGAGCUUUGGGAAGCCGGUGGCCCGCAGCAAUAAAGACGGGUCCGCCCCGUUCUCCCGG
This is a messenger RNA of Lepus europaeus (European hare), 2544 nucleotides long. It is a transcript of the gene SLC39A3, whose product is annotated as solute carrier family 39 member 3. Gene Ontology annotation, molecular function: zinc ion transmembrane transporter activity. The coding region runs from base 347 to 1267 and encodes 306 amino acids. Lineage: Eukaryota; Metazoa; Chordata; Mammalia; Lagomorpha; Leporidae. Gene Ontology annotation, biological process: zinc ion transmembrane transport. The transcript has 4 exons. Gene Ontology annotation, cellular component: plasma membrane. The record is from RefSeq and is a predicted model, not a curated record.